Messenger RNA from Camellia sinensis, 2636 nucleotides. The record is from RefSeq and is a predicted model, not a curated record. Lineage: Eukaryota; Viridiplantae; Streptophyta; Magnoliopsida; Ericales; Theaceae.
CAACCCCGACCAGCCCCUGUUCUGCACCCGUGCACUUUUGCUUUUGAGGGGGGGCCCUUUCAAGAAUCCCAAGCAAAUCAAUCUCUCUCUGUCUCUCUCUCUGCCUCUCUCUCUCUCUCUCUACUGUGAUCAGCAAGCUCUUGGUGGUGGGGGCUAGGCUAGGCCACAUUUUGAAGUUUUGAAAAAUUCCCACUUCACUGUUUCUUUUGCUUUCUUUCCUUGUUCAUUUCCUCUCCAUUUUCACAUAUUUAUCUUCAAAAAAUGCCCUGAAUAUCGUCUCUCUAUCUCCACUGUACGGGAGAUCUACAAUCUUCCUAUUUCAGGAACUUCAUAUUGCUGCAACGGACAUGGGGGAUAACAUCUUGGUUCUUCACAUAGGCAUUUAGACCUUAAUGGGACUUACAAAAUUAAGAUAGCAAAAAUUGAAAGAGAGAUGAGACUCAAAGACUCCCACCAUUGAUCAGUCAAUGCAUCAUUACCAUUGCUGUCACCAGUGUUCAUCGCUCAUCUCCACUACCCUCCAUCGAUCAAAGCCAUCGACAGAUUUGAAAGAAAGGAUUGGAAUUUCUUGGAAGACAUCAAACAGGGAAUUGUAUAAUGGAGAAUUACGAAAUACUAGAGCAGAUUGGGAAAGGUUCCUUCGGUUCUGCGCUACUCGUGAGGCAUAAACAUGAAAAGAAGAAGUAUGUCCUCAAGAAAAUCCGCCUUGCUCGUCAGACUGAUAGAACCCGCAGAUCUGCCCACCUGGAGAUGGAGCUUAUUUCCAAAGUGCGAAAUCCAUACAUUGUGGAGUACAAGGAUUCCUGGGUAGAAAAGGGAUGCUAUGUCUGCAUUGUUAUAGGGUACUGUGAAGGAGGAGAUAUGGCGGAAGCUAUUAAAAGAGCCAAUGGUGUUCAUUUUCCUGAAGAGAAACUCUGUAAAUGGCUAGUUCAACUCCUGAUGGCAUUGGAUUACUUGCAUACACACCGUAUCCUUCAUCGUGAUGUCAAGUGUUCGAAUAUAUUUCUGACAAAAGAUCAGGACAUAUGCUUAGGUGAUUUUGGUCUUGCUAAGAUGUUGACUUCCGAUGAUCUUGCUUCCUCUGUGGUGGGAACUCCUAGUUAUAUGUGUCCUGAACUUCUCGCUGAUAUACCUUAUGGUUCAAAGUCAGAUAUCUGGUCUUUAGGAUGCUGCAUAUAUGAAAUGGCUGCCCACAAGGCUGCUUUUAAAGCUUUUGAUAUGCAAGCUCUUAUCAACAAAAUAAAUAAAUCAAUUGUGGCUCCACUACCGACCAUGUAUUCUGCUGCAUUCCAAGGGCUUAUUAAAAGUAUGUUACGCAAGAAUCCAGAACUUAGACCAAGUGCUGCAGAUUUGUUCAGGCAUCCACAUCUUCAACCAUACAUUCUGAAGAUCCAUCUCAAAUCUAAUAGCCCUAGACGGAAUACUUUACCAGCACAAUGGUCUGAUUCCAACACUACAAGAAAAACUAGACUUCUCAAGCCUGAAGCUGUUACCAAGCUUACAGACAGAGAGAGGCGACAAUCAUAUAGUAACGACAGGGCCUUGAAUCCUAGCAUAUCUGGAACUGAACUGGACUCUCCAUGUUCUUCUCAGAGAGCACGCCAUUGUCCAAGAUUUUUUAAUAAAAAGUUCUCAGAAUUAUCUAGUGGCAGUGUCCAUGAAGAUAUUGGUGUUGAAAUGUCAACAGCCACAAAGUUUUCAAGUGCUGCCAAGACCCCAAGAUUGACUCCAGCAAAAACGUUGGCAACUCCAAGGAGACAAAUAGCUCCUCCGAAGAUAUCAAACAUUGGUGAAAAUUGUGAUUCGGUUACUGUGACGCGUACUCCAGCAAGCAAACCUUUCCAACCAACUCGCAGAGCAUCUCUUCCAUUAUCAACUAGAGCUACAACAUUUGAAUCGCCUUAUAAUCGCAAUGGUGGUCUCCUGAGCAGUGUCAGAUCUCCAGACAUCUCUGUCAAUGCUCCGCGAAUUGACAGAGUGGUUGAAUUCCCCUUAGCCUCUUCUGAAGAACCCAUGUUUUCCAUCUGCAGACCUUCUUCAACAUCUGCUCAUUGCUGUACAACCUCACCAACAAGUGGUGACCGUUCAAUCACAAAAGACAAAUGCACAGUCCAGAUUCUAGACAGGACAUUUGCCAAGCCAUGCAAAGCUGAUGCUAAUCGUGUAGCUCCAAGAAGUGGAAGUGAAUGCUCAGAUCAGAAUCCAACAACUGUUGUUUCAAGCCGCUCAUCUUCUGAUUCUCGGCAGCGUCGGUUCGACACCUCAUCAUACCAACAACGUGCCGAGGCAUUAGAAGGAUUGCUCGAAUUCAGUGCACAGCUCUUGCAACAGGAAAGGUUUAAUGAGCUUGGAGUGUUACUGAAGCCAUUUGGACCCGGGAAGGUUUCUCCCAGGGAAACUGCUAUUUGGUUGACUAAGAGCUUCAAGGAAACUGUCAUCUAGCAGGAAACUAAAACCAUGUUCAGCACAGCCUCUGCGGAGAAUGUGUAAAUUAUAAAUCCCUCAUAUGACUGGUUACUGUAGGUUGGAAUCUCUUCUUCCCAUUAAUGGGAAAGUGUAUGCGAACUUUUUAAGUUCAUGAAAAAGUUGAAGAUUUUGAAUUUUCUUCCUGUUAUUGCAUCAUGCCCUUAUUUUCA